AUGGCUUUUCCAGGCCUCCAUCAUUUGCAACACGUUUCAAGCAACGACACCACCAUUCCGGGUAUUGGUCAUCUUCCCACUAGCAUCCUAGACGCAUUCAUUCCGGGCUACUCAUUCAUCUCUAAAUACCUCCUCGAUGUGUUCGGGUUCGAUAUCUCCAUCAUCGUAUCUGUCCUGGUUCUCGGCUUCGCCUGUACUACAGGCGUUCAUUACAUUUACCGGCACUUAUGGGCCAGCUUCCUGACAUACUUUACCGCCAGCGUGGUUAUCGAUGCUUACGACAUCAUCUACGACAACCUUCUGUCCUGGGCUGCGGAACAAGAGGACUUGAAGCGAGUACGGUCUCUGAAGGUCCAGAGCGCAGACUACACAGACGAUGUGGAUGAUUUGAAGGGCGACGACAAUGCGGCAGCGGGCGCCAUCUUCAACUUCAACAGCUGGGCAGCAAAGGUCCCACCUCGGUAUGAGCCCGAUACUGGCUACCACUGGUUCCGCCAUAAGGGACAUUGGUUUAAGUUCUCUCGUGAAUUAAACAAGGUUCAAGGCGGCUGGAUGGGCAUGAUGAUUCAAGACCAAGAAACCGUCCGGCUGACCGUGCUCGGGCGUUCGACCAAACCCAUCAAAGACCUCAUUCUCGACACCAGAGACCGGAAUCUAUCGAAGCAGAUUGCCAAAACUACAGUCAGACGGCCUAGUCCAAAGGAACAGCGAGGUCGAGGACGUCAGGCUUGGAACAAGGUCGCCGUACGUCCUAGUCGUCCAAUGGGAACCGUGGUUCUAGACAGCAAACAGAAGGCUGCCAUUUUACGUGACAUCAACGACUUCUUGGAUCCUGCUACGACUAGAUGGUAUAGUAAUCGAGGCAUUCCAUAUCGGCGAGGGAUCCUGUUGUAUGGUCCUCCUGGAACCGGGAAGACCAGCUUGAGCUUUGCCCUGGCUGGUGUUUUCGGUCUCGAUAUUUAUUGCAUGUCGCUUUCGGAAAAGACACUUUCGGAGGAAGACCUCAUCCUUCUCUUCAACAGCCUACCCAAACGCUGCAUAGUCUUGUUGGAGGACAUCGACAGUGCUGGCAUUGUAAGGAAGAAAUCAGACACUACAAAGGAAGAAGAGAAGAGGUCUAAAGGAGAAGCAGAGGAUAAGAAGGAAGACGCCAAGAAUGAGAAGAAAGACGAAAGCGCGGAAACAACUGCAGCAAUGAUCGCCAAGGAGGUCGCCAAAGCGGUCAAAUCUGCCAACGAGAGCAAUGACCGUUCUGCAGGCGGACGUCCUGGCUCUUCGAAUGAUAUGGGAAUCACUAUGUCCGGCCUUCUUAACGCCAUUGAUGGUGUUGCCUCUCAAGAAGGACGUGUUCUGAUCAUGACAACAAACUAUCCGGAAAAACUGGACGACGCGCUCAUGCGGCCUGGACGUGUUGACAUGAAGAUCGAAUUCACACUUGCAAGCAGAAUCCAGAUGCGUGAACUCUUCCUUCGAAUGUACUGCGUCGAUUCGAGGGAAGCUGCUCGCACACCAACAAAUCUGAAGCAGAUUAUGCCUAAUAUUUUGGAAGCCGGUGCCUUUGCAGAUCGACCGAAAAUUUCGGAGAAAAGCAACAACGAAAAGCACAGCACGUUGCUACCCUCGACAGGACCUUUACUUCCCACGCCACCUCGGAGCCCGACAACCGCAACACCCUCUCGACUCCAUUCAGCUAGCAAAGCGUCGUCACAGCUCGAGCCUACCUUCUUAUUACAAAGCGAACCAUCGCCGGAUCUCAAGGAAUGGGCCGAUAAGUUUGCUGACAGCCUUCCCGAGGCGACCUUCUCACCCGCCGAGGUACAAGGCUAUCUGAUCACACGCAAAAAGGAUCCUUGGAGCGCGGUGGCUGAAGUUGCUGCAUGGCGAGAUGCGGAGCUAGCAAAGAAGAAUGCAAAGGAGGCGCAGAGGGAGGCGCAAAAGGCUGAGACGAAGCAAGACAAGGGAGAUGCAAGCGAAACUUCGAGUACGAAUGAACUUGUUAAGAUCGAAAAGGAAGACGCUAACGAAGAGGGUAGAGCAGGUGAAAAGCUCGCAGACAACGGUGACGGCGAAGAUUUAGGUGGUGAUUCUUCAAGGCCAGAAACGUCGAUCCCUGCCACAGCUGAAAGUGGUUGCAGUGCUCUACUUGGGAACGUUGAGGGCGUCAGGGAGGAUAGCGACGACGGCAAGAGUGGGUCUGAGGAUGGUGAUUCAGCUGAUGGUGCUGAUACGGACAGUGUGGCUGAGAGUGAGGCGAGCCAGUCUUCGGUAGAAAGCGAUGAAGGAAGCGAUGAGUAUGUCGGGUGA
This is a messenger RNA of Endocarpon pusillum Z07020, 2304 nucleotides long. RefSeq lists its product as uncharacterized. Gene Ontology annotation, molecular function: ATP binding; ATP hydrolysis activity. The record is from RefSeq and is a predicted model, not a curated record. NCBI's taxonomy places the organism in Eukaryota, Fungi, Ascomycota, Eurotiomycetes, Verrucariales, Verrucariaceae. Gene Ontology annotation, biological process: protein insertion into mitochondrial inner membrane from matrix; mitochondrial respiratory chain complex III assembly. The coding region runs from base 1 to 2304 and encodes 767 amino acids. Gene Ontology annotation, cellular component: mitochondrial inner membrane. The transcript has a single exon.